AUGAAAUUAAUAAAAUAGAUAUAUUACGUUCAAUUAUUAUUUAAAAUCAUUGAUGCCAAUAUUAAAUAAUUUUCCUGUUGUUGACACUGACACUGACUGAAUAUCAUAACCUUAUUUUAACCUAUUUUUACAAUGAACUUUCGAAAUUUACUUUUUUAUACUAAGUAUAGAAAUAUCUUAUUUCAAGAAACUAAACGCUAUGCUGGUCAUAGCAAGUGGAAAAAUAUUAAAGCUACCAAAGAAGCCAAUGAUAUUGCGAGAUCAAUGUUAUUUAAAAGCAUAUCUUAUAAAAUGAAAGCUGUGGCACUAGAAACUGGCGACCCAGAUCCAUAUACCAACAUAAAAUUAGCACAGUUAGUUGAAUAUGCAAAAAAAGUCAACAUGCCAGCAUCUACAUUAAAAGGAAUUCUAGAAAAAAUUCAGAAUAAGUCUGGUGAAACUCACAUAUUGCCCAUGCGUUCAUCAAAAGGACCUGCAUUCGUUAUUUAUUUUGUAACUGACAAACUUGUACAUAUAAAAUUUCAGAUCGUGCAUACAUCCAAAAAAUUUAAUAUCAAACCUUUAGAUUCUUCAACAUUUUCACACAUGUUCGACUGUGCAAGUUUUGUUAUAGCAUCUAAAGAUUGUACCUUAGAAGAAGCAAUGGAAGAUGCAAUAAAAGCUAAUGCAGAAGAUGUAGAAGAAAUAGAACAUGAAACUGAUUCAUGUUUUAAGUUUAAAGGCGAAUUUCUUCAUCCAGAAAAAAUUACAACAAAAUUAGGAAAUCUAGAAUAUACUAUAAUUUCAGUGGAAAGCACAUGUGUACCUAAUGUCACAGCUGAAGUAACUGAAGAAGAAUUAUUAAACAUAAAUAAAUAUAAAAAAAAGAUUAUGACAGAUGUAAAGGAAAUUAUAAAAAUUGAAGAUAACAUUGUAUAAUUGUAAAUAUAUAUA
Frieseomelitta varia is the source of this 933-nucleotide messenger RNA. RefSeq names its product translational activator of cytochrome c oxidase 1. The record is from RefSeq and is a predicted model, not a curated record. Lineage: Eukaryota; Metazoa; Arthropoda; Insecta; Hymenoptera; Apidae. Bases 133 to 918 code for a protein of 261 amino acids. Gene Ontology annotation, cellular component: mitochondrion. The transcript has 4 exons.